UAGGAAUAGCGAUAGAAGGUGGAAUUUCCGCAGGCGGCGGGUUGCCGUGAGGGAAAGAGAGACGGCAGUGGCGGGCUCGCGGAUCGAGAUAUCUUAAUGGCAGUGCCUAUUUGGUGAUACACCAGCUUUUCCAUGUCAUUUUUGAGGUGGGUGUCUGAGAAACUGAGCGUGGAGAGCCUGCAGGAUGUGGGACUGUUUGGUGAGCGACCUCAGGCGGAAUAUCACAAAAAGCCAGAUGAACACCCAUCAGAAAAUAGUACAUCUCCCCAGAGCUGGGAUACCGUGAACCACUUCCCAGCAGACAGUAAUUCGUAUGAGUUGCUGACUGCAAUAGGUAAAGGAUUUAAUGACGUUAUGACUGUGACCUUGGGGAGGUACAAGCGGACUGGUGAGCAGGUGGCUGUUAGAAGAAUUAACUUGGACAACUGCACCAAUGAGAUGUUUGCUUUAUUACAGGUAAGACCUUUUUUCGGUGAAGGAUGCCAGCUGAAUGGCCACUUGAGCACAUAUGGUGUUUGUUUACCCAGAGACACAGAAGGGGACAACCAAUUUGAAUACCUCUCCAGGAGUCUGCUUCUGGGCCUGGCCAAGAUGACUAUAAACAAGUCCUGGCGUUUCCUCCCUUUCAGGAGUGUUCAAGCAAGUCACAUUCUAAUAUCAUCAGAUGGACAAGUUUAUCUAUCAGGACUCCGCAGUAUUUUCAGUAUGAUCAGCCAUGGGCAACGGCUACGGGUGAUCCACGACUUCCCAAAAUACAGUGUUAAGAUAUUACCAUGGCUAAGUCCUGAGCUGCUGCAACAGAAUCUGCAGGGUUAUGAUGCCAAAUCUGAUAUUUACAGUCUGGGAAUAACUGCCUGCGAGCUAGCUAAUGGACAUGUUCCCUUCAAAAAUAUGCCUGCAACUCAGAUGUUGCUUGAGAAGCUGAAUGGUACAGUGCCCUGCCUCCUGGACACCACUACUAUCCCUGCAGAAGAGCUGUUGAUGACAAACUCUCAGUCAGCAGUGGAUUCAGGCAUCGUGGAGAGCUCUGCUGCUUGUGGAACACGAACCACAAAUGGAGAACAGGUGCAACAUCCAUACAACAGGACCUUCUCUGGGCUCUUUCACAACUUUGUGGAGUUGUGUUUACGGCGGGAGCCUGAGCAGAGACCCUCAGCCAAUGCAUUGCUCAACCAUUCAUUUGUGAAGCAGCUAAAGCGUCGGGUGGUGGAGGUGCUUCCUGACCUGCUUCGACCCGUAACCCCUAUGACAGAUCUGAAAGGAACUCACCCACAUGAGUUGCGAGGAGUGGCCGGACUGACAUCCAGCAUGGAGCAGCUGGAUCUGGAUGAUUGGGACUUCUGAAAGUGGAGACCAUGCAAAAAUAGCAGCUGCAUGAUGCUGCUAGUCUUUCUUUGUAUUUUUUUUUACAUAAAAAGCUAACUUCAUUAACUUACAAAUGUUAGCUCGGAUCCGGCGACCUGUGUGAUCGAAGCUGAAUAAUGUGCGUGCCCUUUGAACCAGCUCAGGUGGAUCAGGGACCACCAUCUGAACGUUGUUGCUCAACUGAACUUGAGAGAAGUCAGAUCAAAACCUUUGCCCUUUUGCUAUAAAUGUACCAGCAGUCAGUGAAUCACGGAUGCAGGUCUGCUGCCUUUGCAUCCUUAUCACAGUGGAGGGGAUACGAUAUCCUCUGAUAUUUCAUUACCAUCUUAAAUGAAAUCCCUUUAUACCUGAAUUGUUAUUUAUUCAGACUCAGUCAAUAUUAAAAUAACAUUUGGAUAUACAUGCGUGGAACCAUUAUAUAUUGAACAAGUCCCAGAUGUGCUGUUAUUGUUUGGCUCCUGCAAAGGAGAGGAUCCAGCUGAAAUUUCCAAUUCUGUCAGGUUAGUUGAUUGGCUUUAUUUCAUCACACAGCUUUAGGACCCUGGAUGAUUUUCUAGUCAGUUGCUGGAAUUUUGCCUUGAUUGCUGAGUCAAAUCCAAAUAAAUAAUGGUAGUUAGCAGAGCAUGGCCUUAACUCAGCUGUGAGACACAGCCUCACAAAUUAAGAGAUAGUAGGAACUGCAGAUGCUGGAGAAUCUGAGACAACAAGGCGUAGAGCUGGAUGAACACAGCAGGCCGAGCAGCAUCAUAGGAGCAGGAAGAAGCAUUUCUGAAGAAGGGUCUAGGCCCGAAACAUCAGCCUUCCUGCUCCUAUGAUGCUGCUUGGCCUGCUGUGUUCAUCCAGCUCUACACCUUGUUGUCCCACAAAUUAAGGCUGGGUUCACUAUUACUCCCAACAGAACUAGAACAGGAGUAGCAGCAAUGGCAGUUAUAGUUUUGAUGAAUCAGGGUCUCUUCUCAAAAAUCUCCUUCUCAACUGUCUAGCUCAGCCACAGUACAGAGAAUUGGACGUCAUUUUGUGGUGUAACCCAUCAUUUUGAUACCCCAGUCAGAGUCCUCCAAAGGAUCUGAGCUGCCUCAGACCCUGCAACUUAACCAGAUUUUCACAAUCCCUUGAAAUUCACACAAAGCUGUCUGACAUUCCCAGUCUGGACAAGUAUGAUCCUCCACCCCUCCAGGAUUGCACUGGAGUCUGUGGGAAUUAUAGUUUAAUCUCUUGAACACUGCUAAGAGAAACCCACAGAAAACGAAAUUUGAUAAUAAACCUGAAAGGUGUCACUGGAAGUGAUUAGUUUUUUUUUUAAAUUUUAGCUGCUUGACCAAAACGAAGUAUCAAGGAAUUUCACAAGAUUUUCACUGGGAAAUAUAGCAUGAUGUGAAGCAGAAUUUCAACCUCUACCAGACAUAAAACUGUAUCUGGGCACAUUGUAUUGAAAACCUGAGGUUUUCAUUUUCACAAAUAAAUGAGAGUUGUUUCAGUCA
This is a messenger RNA of Rhincodon typus (whale shark), 2846 nucleotides long. RefSeq names its product STE20 related adaptor alpha (gene strada). The transcript is spliced from 12 exons. Gene Ontology annotation, biological process: protein phosphorylation. Gene Ontology annotation, molecular function: protein serine/threonine kinase activator activity; protein kinase activity; ATP binding. The coding region runs from base 133 to 1344 and encodes 403 amino acids. Lineage: Eukaryota; Metazoa; Chordata; Chondrichthyes; Orectolobiformes; Rhincodontidae. The record is from RefSeq and is a predicted model, not a curated record.